Messenger RNA from Octopus bimaculoides (California two-spot octopus), 4715 nucleotides. RefSeq names its product WD repeat-containing protein 19. Gene Ontology annotation, cellular component: cilium; intraciliary transport particle A. The record is from RefSeq and is a predicted model, not a curated record. NCBI's taxonomy places the organism in Eukaryota, Metazoa, Mollusca, Cephalopoda, Octopoda, Octopodidae. Gene Ontology annotation, biological process: cilium assembly; intraciliary retrograde transport. Gene Ontology annotation, molecular function: protein binding.
GUUAGUUUGCCAUAGUAGUGUGUGUCUGUUGUCAAGGAAGCCAACGAUGAAGGAUUUAUUUUCUAUACCAAAAGAACAAACUGGAAACGGGCCCAUCCAAUUUUGCUGGCAGAGAGUUAAUGGAAACUACCUAGUUAUUGCUGGUGUAGAUCAAGUUGUACGGAUAUAUGAUCGACAUGGCGUGCUAAAGAAUUCCAUAAAUCUACAAGGCCAGUGUACUGGAAUGGAUUGGGAUCAUGAUGGAGAUGUUCUUGCCAUAAUAUGUGAUAAAGUCAGCACAGUAUAUCUGUGGAUGUCUCACUCCAAUGAGAUUAGGAAUAUUGACAGUGGUAUGAAAGACCCACUAACAUUCUUAGGCUGGUCAAAGAAAGGUCAACUACUAGCAAUUGGCACCACGAAAGGCAAUUUAUUAUUGUACAAUCACCACACAUCAAAAAAAUUACCCAUCUUAGGUAAACAUUCUAAGAAAAUAACAAGUGGGGCAUGGAGUUCUGAGAAUUUAUUAGCUCUGGUUAGUGAGGACAAAUAUUUGACCAUUAGCAAUUCUGAGGGAGAUACAUUGCGGCAGUCUCAGCUUGGAGGUGAACCUACUGCUAUACAGUUUUCAGAAAUGAAAACUGAUGAACGAAGUGCAAUGACUGAAGAUACAGUGAGCAUUGUCAUCUCUCAGCGUUAUCUGCUGCUUUACAAUAUCAACAAUCCAGACAACCCCAUCGAAUUGAGGUUCAACAAAUCUUACGGAUCCAUUAUGGCAUAUUGUUGGCAUGGAGAUGGCUACAUUGUAAUUGGUUUUUCAUCUGGGUACUUUGUUGGUAUAUCUACCCACAUAAAAGAGAUUGGACAGGAACUAUUUUCAACACAUGAUCACAAAGAGGGCCUGACAAAUCUUGCAUUGUCUCCAUAUUUGAACAAAAUAGCGACAUCUGGUGGCAGCAGUAUUCGCAUUCACGAGAUGAAUGACUCUCAGGAAAUCUAUGCUAUAAUUCAACUUGAAGAAGAUUAUACUGUUGACAAAAUGAUGUGGACUGAGGAUGGUCAAUUGAUGGCAGUUUCAUCUUUAUAUGGUCAUCUGCAGGUUUUUUUGACUAAAUUACCCAUGCUAGCUGUCACUUACCAAACCCGAAUUGCUAACUUAACAUCAUUGCUUGAAGUCACAGUUCAGGAUAAUAUCAAUAAUGAUUCACCUCUAGCUAUUUCAAUUGACAUUGAACCCUCAUUUAUUGCUUUGGGCCCAUCACAUCUUGCUGUUGGCAUGAACAAUAUAGCAUGGUUUUACCAUCUUGAAAAAGGUGACAAGAAGCUACGAGAAGUAGACUAUGUGGGUAGUGUCCAAUCCCUAAAGAUGAAUGCCAUUUAUGUGGCUGCACAUAUAGGAGAUAAAAUUCAUCUGCAUAUUCUCGAUGCUGAUAAUUGUGAAAAUGAAGAAUUCAAACAGAAGCAGUCUCGUCUCUUUGAAGGCAACAAGUCUCAUAUUACACAUCAUGCAAUGACUGAAGACUUUUUAAUAUUCUGCACCAGUUCUGGAUUGCUGCAGUAUUUUUACAUGGAUGACUGGAAGUUUGUUAAUGAAUAUAAACAUACUUGUGGCAUUCUCAAGGUCUUCCCUCAUUCUAUGGGAAAUCUCAUUUUUAUUGAUGACAAAUUUGAUGGAUUUGUUUAUAAUCCGGCAAAUGACCAGGUUGUUGAUGUGCCAAAGUUAGAUGCCAAUGUGCAAGGAGUUUUGUGGGAAACAGAUCCACGACAUAAGGGACUAUUUAUUACAUUUACUGAAUCCCAAAUAUCAGUUUAUGUGUAUGCAAAGAAUACUUUACAUGGUAGCAUUUGUGAAUUUGUUUACCAGUGUAAAACUCCUUUUUGUCAAAUUCCAGUACUUCUUAAUAACGGACAGAUUACCUUGCUUAACCAAAGCGGCCGUUUAGUCACAAUGAUACUCUCAUGUUUUUCACUUGUGAUGAAAACAGAUUUAUCAGAAAUAUCAAAAACUAAACUUCAAGAGAGUCUGGCAUUGUGUAUCAAAUUAAGAAGGUGGAAAGAUUGUCUGAGACUGUGUGAAGCUCUUGGCACCAAAAAUAAUUGGGAGGUUGUAGCAGAAGCAGCUCUAAGAAACCUUGAAAUUGAUGAAGCUAUUGCGAUCUAUCGACAAAUCAAAUGCCCUGCUAUGGUGAGGGAUCUGAAGGAAAUUGGGAAAACUGAGGAAUGGAAUCUAUUAAUUGGUUAUGUUGCCAUGAUUCUGAAAGAGUUCAAUUUGGCACAAGAAUCGUUCCUGUCAUCCUCUCAACCAAAAGAAGCUUUAGAGAUGCGAAAAGAUCUUUUACAAUGGGAUAGUGCUCUCCAGCUUGCUAAAGUUUUAGAUCCGGAAAGUAUUCCAUUCAUUUCUUUGGAGUCAGCUGAAGAAUUGGAACUCACUGGGAAAUACAUGGAAGCCCUUAACCAUUAUGAACAAGGUAUUACCAAUCAGAAAGAAGAUGAACACAAUAAAACCUGUGCUGGAGGUACAGCCCGCAUGGCCAUUAGAACUGGCGAUAUCAGGCGCGGCGUCAAAAUUGCUUCGAAAAUAUCCAACCGUACUUUGCACAAGGACUGUGCAGAAAUUCUGGAAUCAAUGAAGCAAUGGGCUGAGUCUGCUGCUUUAUAUGAAAAAGGAGGUUUCUAUGACAAAGCUGCAUCAUCUUACAUCAAAUGCAAGAACUGGAACAAAGUAGGAGAACUUUUACACAAUGUAACAUCUUCCAAGAUCCAUAUCCAGUAUGCAAAAGCAAAAGAAGUUGAUGGUCACUAUAAGGAAGCUGUUGAAGCUUACAGACUAGCCAAAGACUGGGAUAAUGUCAUUCGAAUCUAUCUGGAAUUCCUACAGAAUCCUGAAGCUGCUGCUCAGAUUGUCAAAGAAACAAAAUCAGUAGAAGGUGCUAAAAUGGUUUCUCAAUUCUUUCAGAAGUUGGAUGACUUCAACACAGCCAUUGAGUUUUUGGUCGUGUCUGGUUGUAAUGAUGAAGCUUUCCAAAUUGCUCAGAUGCAUGAUGCUAUGGAAAUCUAUGCCAGGAUUAUUGGUAAUGAUGCUUCUCCAGAGAUCUAUCAUAAUGUUGCUGUUUAUUUUGCUGGAGAACAGAACCAUUUAUGGGCUGGCAAGUUCUUUCUUCUUAGUCAACAUUAUGAUCAGGCAUUGCGUCAUCUGUUAAUGUGUAAAGGUGAGGACCGGGAGGCAAUUGAUUUAGCCAUCAAGACUGUGAAAGAAGCAAAUGAUAUUGAACUAACCAAACAAUUAUCUAAUUACCUACUUGGUGAUACAGAUGGCUUACCAAAGGAUGCUAAAUAUCUGUUUCGUUUACAUAUGGCACUGAGUCAAUACAAGGAGGCUGCAAGUAUUGCAAUUAUCAUAUCCAAGGAGGAACAGAACAGUGGUAAUUACCGUCAUGCCCAUGAUGUAUUGUUUGCAAUGUAUCAAGAAUUAAAAGAAAACAAGAUGAAGAUACCUGCUGAAAUGUCCACCAAUUUGAUGAUAUUACACAGUUAUUUAUUAGUGAAGAUGUGUAUUAAAUUAAAGGAAACUGUAAGAGCUGCAAGGUUACUGGUGCGUGUUGCCAAUAAUAUCAGCAAGUUCCCUUCACAUAUUAUACCCAUUCUCACCACCACUGUAAUUCAGUGCCAUCGAGCUGGAUUACGUAAUUCCUCCUUUAGUUAUGCUGCUAUGCUGCUCAGAGAUGAAUACCAAAGAGAUAUUGAUCCAAAAUUGAAGAAGAAAAUUGAAGGGAUUGUACGGAAACGAGACAAAUCUGAAGAAGAUGAACUCUUAACUCCAUGUCCAUUUUGUCAGUCAUCAAUUCCAGAAACUCUUUUAGUAUGUCCUGAUUGUAAGAUGAACAUUCCUUAUUGUAUAGCUACAGGAUGCCAUAUAACUAAAGAAAAUCUCACUGCAUGUCCAAAAUGUCAGUUCCCAGCACUUUACUCAGAAUAUAUAAAAUUGCUGGAAUCUGAAGAGAAAUGUCCUAUGUGCAGUGAAACUAUUUUAAGAAAUGAACUCACUACAGUUACUGAUCCUAAAAUGUUUCUUCCAACAUCGCAAGGCAUUGAAUAGGCUGCACCACGAUAUCUUCUGUACAUUAGUCCGUCCAUCUUUAAGAAGUAAUUGGUUAAGAUAAAAAUGUCUUCAUCAGAAAUUUCUCUAAAACAGACAUCACAAUGCAGAGAUUUAUGUCAUAAAAAUUUGGCUCAAGAACCCUUUAUUUAGAAAGAGGGCAUAUCCUAUUUUUAAAAUGAAUGUUCAUGCUGCAUUUCUGGUUUAGUGUCUUUGACCAAAAUGCUAGGUUCUCAUAUAUUUAUCAGUAAAGAAUGGCAUCUAUAACUGAUAUGGCUUUCUUGAGUGAAAACUCAUUAAAAUUUAAAAAUUUAUUGGAAUGGUGAAAACAAAUAUUUGAAAAGCUUUAAAAAUAUUAAGAAUUGUUAAUUUUUUUUUUUAUUUCAUCUGUCAAAAAGUAAAUGUAAAUCCAAACAAAUUAAAACAAAAAUAUACUCUGAAAAUGUUCAUGUAUUGUCAAAUACUUUGCCACAAAUUAUCAUGGGUGAAAUGAAACUCACAUACACAAUGUUUUGAGACAGUAUAUUUUCCUUUAAUAUUUGUUUUGUUUCAAUUUCAUUUCAUUAUAUUCAUUGUUCUUUCUUUUUGUUGAUGUAAAAAAUAACUGAUAAUAAAUAUAUAACAGACAUGUGUUGGUAAAAUG